AUGGCCAGGUCACUCCACGACUAUUCCACCCCCGCUGUUGCCAAUGUGCCCGUUGGGCCCGCAGUCAACACUGGGAAUGGAAACUUCAAGCUUCGCACUGGCCUACUCACGAUGGUGCAGGCAAACCAGUUCCAUGGCUUGCCACACGAGGACGCAAAUGCUCAUCUUCAACAGUUCCUUGAGUUGUGCGACACCAUCGUCAUCAAAGACGUCGCAUCAACUAGCAUCAACAAAACCAGUGCUCUAAGGAGGGAGAUAUCCAACUUCCAACCAACAUCACUCGAGUCCAUCCCUAAAGCAUGGGAAAGGCUGCAGGACCUUGUCCGAGCCUAUCCCCACCAUGGAAUGGAAGAUUGGCUUGUGCUCCAGAACUUUUAUGAGGACCUGACAACCAUAUCAAUGGAGCACCUUAACGCCACAGCUGGAGGGGCAUUCCUCUCCCUCACCAUUGAGAAUGCCACCACACUCAUCAAAAAGAUUGUGGCAAACCAAAGUUGGGGAGAAGGAAGAGAAACACAAGACGACAUGUAUUCUGUGAAGGAGACGUGA
Molecule: messenger RNA, 549 nt
Organism: Sorghum bicolor (sorghum)
Lineage: Eukaryota; Viridiplantae; Streptophyta; Magnoliopsida; Poales; Poaceae
Exons: 2
Coding region: 1-549 (182 amino acids)
Source: RefSeq, a predicted model, not a curated record